AUGCCAGCCGAGGGAUGGUCAUAUACACCACAAAGUCUUCACUACAUCCGAUUACCACUACUUGAGACCCCCACAACGGCCGUGGCAAUGAUCUCGCGGAGCCUUUUGAUCUGCGUCUGUGCGGCCCGGUCAGCGCUGGCCACCGCAUAUCCCGGUCCGUUCGAGGCAAGCGCCGAGCGUGGAAAUCCUCAGGAGGAGGAUUUCUUGUGGAAGGAGUACGGACUCAACAAGUCCGCCGAGUUCAAGUAUUUCCAUGAACCGGGACGCGACGACAUUCUUGGUCAUUACGAUACACGGUUUUUCACCGAGCCCGUCUCAGCUAAGGCGCGGUCACAGACCUUGACACACAUGGUUCGCGCGUAUUUGAAAUUCUUCGACGACAAUGGCAUGGAUACAUGGAUCGCACACGGCACCCUGUUGGGGUGGUGGUGGAAUGGCAAGAUCAUGCCGUGGGAUUGGGAUAUCGAUACCCAAGUAACCGAUACCAUGCUGCUCCAUCUCGCCGAUCAGUAUAACCAGACGAUUGUCCACUACAGACCUAGACUCCGCGAUCCGGAGCUCAGCUACCUGCUCGACGUUAAUCCCUGGGCUCGGCAACGGGACCGGGGGCAGGGGUUGAACAUUAUCGAUGCACGAUGGAUUGAUAUGCAGACUGGUCUCUAUAUCGAUAUCACCGGCCUGAGUCAUCUGGACCCGGAGAACCCGGACGUGUGGCAAUGUAAGAACAACCACAAGUAUCACACCAAGGAUAUAUACCCCUUGCGGAGGACAACCUUCGAAGGGGUGUCGGCGAAGGUGCCAUUCCAAUACAAGUCAGUCUUGACCGAUGAAUACCAAACACAAGCCUUGACAUCAACGCAUUUCCAUAAUUAUACCUGGCAUCCGAAUCUAGAGGAAUGGGUUCCCGACACAACCCUUGGCGAUCAGGAGAGCAAGGAAGGCCGUCAAUAUGAAUAA
Molecule: messenger RNA, 957 nt
Organism: Aspergillus tanneri
Lineage: Eukaryota; Fungi; Ascomycota; Eurotiomycetes; Eurotiales; Aspergillaceae
Product: putative mannosylphosphate transferase (Mnn4)
Exons: 3
Coding region: 1-957 (318 amino acids)
Source: RefSeq, a predicted model, not a curated record